AUGUCUGCUGAUGAUCUGCAGAAUAUCAAAGAUGAAGUCCAACUUGAAAUUUCCCGCGGUGAAUGUGAAGACGAAGAAAACGUACAAGAGGCUGAUCCCGCGUCAGUUUCUUGCACAGACGGUCCGGUGGAACAGCGAGACAUUGUACCGGAAUUACACACUGAUGAAGGCAUCGUACAUGCGGAGCAUGAUGAGUGUGCAACUGAUACUGCUGACGAGAACGUUAUCAAAGCUGAUACGCUAGAGGUUGCAUUUAUUGCUGAAAUGAUCAAAUGGCAAGGAGUCAGUCCAAAUCUUAGACAAUCACUGCCAAAACUUCCUUACACUCCUAAGUUGUUCGCGUGUAUUGAGAGGAUGAACCGAAUUAUACCAGCACACAUUCGUGAAGAAUCAACGUUAGAGGAAGUUCAUUGCAUCAUCUAUUGUGCAGCUCAGGCGAUAACACAAGCCGUCAAAGGCCCCACAAAUCAUGGGCGUAGGGAAAUCAAACUGAAUGCACCAAGAUGGCAACUUAGGAUUGAAAGGAAAGUGGCCAACCUAAGGCAGGAGAUUGGGAGAGUCACCCAGUGUGUCAAGGGGAAUACCUCAAAGAGGUUAAGGGCGAAGAUGGCCCAUAUGAAUGAGGAAAACCUUUUAACCCAUCUUGAUACACUGAAGCAGAAGUUAAAAGUUCAAGCUGCCCGACUCAGAAGAUAUAAAAAAUCAUACCAGCGCCAUUUAGAUAAUGCUCUGUUUCAGCGUAAUGAGAGAGCCUUCUAUCGAAGGAUGGGAAACGCCGCGGAUGUGGGAAAUGCUCCCGAAGAAAUCCCAUCGAAAGAUGACGUAGCGCGAUUUUGGCGAUCCAUCUGGUCAGAGGCCAAGGAGCAUAAUAGCACAGCUCCUUGGAUUGAGCAGGAAACAGUGCGUCAUGCCCACAUUACACAUGAAGGUGAGGUUGAAAUCACUAAGAAAGAUGUGCGGAGAGCAACUUUGCAUAUUCAUAACUGGAAGGCUCCCGGACCAGACAAAGUUCACAAUUUCUGGCUGAAAAAGUUAACAUGUGUGCAUACGCAGCUUUCAAGAAGCAUUCAAGAUAUUAUUACUCAUCCUGACAAAAUGCCGAUAUUUCUGACUGAAGGAGUGACGUUUGCGAAACAUAAAGGAGGCGAUUUGAAGGACCCAUCUGAGUAUAGACCGAUUACAUGUCUCUCCACGCUCUAUAAAGUCAUCACAUCCACUGUAACCCGAUUAAUUGGGAGACAUGUAGCUAAGUGGAAAAUUUUGUGUGAAGAGCAGAAAGGGUGUCGCAAGGGAAGCUUCGGGUACAAAGAGCUGUUAAUAAUUGAUUCGGUUGUGCUCAAACAGGCUGUAAAGGAACGUCGUAACUUACAUGCGGGUUACAUCGACUACAAAAAAGCUUUUGAUUCAAUGCCGCACAGCUGGCUAAUUCACGUUUUAAAUAUCUACCGAGUCCAUCCUGUCAUUGUUCAUUUCCUGAAGAGCAUUUUGGCAUCUUGGCGCACCAGAAUCAUAAUACAAGGAUCGGCGAGUGAAUUGGAAACUGAGGUCAUCCACAUCCUGCGAGGUAUAUUUUUCAAGGUGACAGUCUUAGUGCAUUGUGGUUCUGUUUAG
This is a messenger RNA of Bemisia tabaci, 1611 nucleotides long. The record is from RefSeq and is a predicted model, not a curated record. NCBI's taxonomy places the organism in Eukaryota, Metazoa, Arthropoda, Insecta, Hemiptera, Aleyrodidae.